AUGGGGAAAGGAAAAGCUAUUAUGAAUAAGGAGAAAAAUGCUAAGGAGGUUGAGAUAAACCAGGAAGAUGAGAAUUACUACAUGGAAAUUCUAAAUUACUAUAAGAAAAUUAAAGAUAUGAUAUUAACAGGUGACUUAUUGAAUGAUGAACAUAGUUGUGAAGUACUAAUAGACAGAAUUAUUGAGGAUAUGAAGAAAAAAGAUGUUGAAAUUUUUUUGAUGAGUGAUCAAAGAUGUAGUAAGAUAUUUGAGUUAAUGCUUAGUAUAAAUAUAUUAAGUAUUAAGAAAUUAAUAGAUUCAAUAAACUUUGAUAUAUUGGAUGAAAAAGGUAAAAUGCUUGAGGAAAAUGAUCUUUUUAAGAGAUUAAAGUCUUGUAUUUCUAACUACAUAUUUAUUUUGAAUAGUAUAUUAAAGCAUGUAGAACAAAGUAUUUUUGAUUUAUAUGGAUCUCAUGUAACAGAGACAGCACUAGAAAGCUCUGCAAUAUUAUUAAGCUUUUUAAAGCAGAAGAAAAUUUUCAAACAGGAUAGAAGUUUAAUAUUGAAAGAAAUUUUAGAAUUUGUUAAAAAAAUGGGAGAUACUUUAGGUUGGGUUUCAAUAUUAACAAAUUCAACAGCAAGCCAUGUAGGAAGAACUGUUAUAAAUAUUACUAUAGGGAAGGUAACUAUGAGUAUGGACAAUAUGGAGACAUAUAUAUUGGAAAAUGUGGGAAAAAGAAAUCAAGCUAACAAACAAAAAUUUAGUGGAAAAAAUCAAAAUAAAUAUAAAACAUAUGAAUGCAGUAGCAUUCAUGAAUUAAAAGAAUUAGUAUUUUCUCCUAAAACUGAUAACUCUUCACUAUCAUCCCAACUAUUACAAUCUUUAAAAGAAGAUUUUGAAGGUGUAAUAGGUGAUACUUAUGCAUUACCAUCUUUAAUAUUGUUUAUUAGAGGACUAAAUGAAAUAAAAUCGCAAAAUAAUACUGAAUUAGUCAAAUUAUUUAAUAUUUUUUUAACUAUUAUUAUUACAAAUGGACAGGAAACUGAAGAAGACAUCAUUUCUGGAUAUGAAAAUAAGAUUAUAGAUUCUGAGAAAAUUUCAAGAUUGCUCUCAAAUUUAACAAGAAAUUGGAUAAAUUCAAACUUAAAGAGCAGAUUAUUAGAACUAUUAUUAGAUAUUAUACCUUACGAAUUCUUGGUUAUUUGGAUAAAUUCACAUACAAUUUCAAAGGAGAAAUAUGAUCAGAUAUUUUUGAAUGAUAUCAUAGAUUCAGAGUAUGGACAUUAUGUUUUUUUAAAUCUUUUAAAAAGUAAUAGAAUUAAACGUGAGGAGUUUAUUCCAAUAUUAAAAUCUUUAGAUUUCUCAAAAAUUACAAGCAAAAAAGAGUUUGUAGAUAUUUUGAUUUCUCUAAUAGAUAAUUGUAGAAGAUUACAAAGUGAAUACAAAUACUUAACUAAAAAGUUAUGGAAAUCAAUUGAAAUAAACUCAAGCGAAGAUUAUCAAUAUACAUUUUCAUGCUUAAUAUUUCAGAAAAAGAAGAGUGAGUUGAUAAUAGAAGAGGAAGAAGAUAUUAGGUCCAAAUCAGAUACUGAUUCUAUUGAAAAGAAGUUAAAAAUAUCUUCUCAAGGUUGUUUAAUGAUUAGCUCUUUAUCAAAGUUUCCAAUUGAUACAAUUCAUCCAUUAACUUCUGGUAUUACCUAUUUUAUUAGUAAACAUAAAAAUGUAAUGCUUAAAGAUUUACUUGAAACUUCUUUUGGGAUUAGGAUGAUCGAAACUAUUAUUUCUUCUUCUAGCAAUAUUCCUCAAUCUCUUAAGAGAAGGUGGAUACAAAGUUAUUUUGGUAAUUUUUUAAAUCUUACAUUAUCAGGAACAUGCAACUAUGCUAUUAUUGCAAUGUUUUAUGCAUCUGACCACCUUUUUAGAAAAAUGAUAGUAGAAGAACUUCUUAAUGAAGAACAUGGAGGUGGUAAAGAUAUACUUAUGAACAAGAAUUUUAAAAUAUUUAAAAGUCUCAAAAUUGAGAGCUUUAAUAAGAAAGAUGACUGGACUAAUGUCAAUGAAAAAAUUGAUAAAACUAGGAAAUUAUUUAGUAAUAUUAUUGAUGAAAAAAUUGAUAUUCUUGACAAUAAUUUGGAGGAUUCAUCAUACAGUAAUGUUUCCAACACUAACAAAAUUUCAAAAAAGAAUAAAAAUAAAAGAAGCUCCAGUACCUACAAUAACAUUAAUAAUAACAAUAAUGAUUCAAAUGAUAUUACUGAUGAUCAAAGUAUGGGAAGUAUUCUCAAAUUUAUUAAAAAAAGUAAAAAAUGA
Messenger RNA from Cryptosporidium ubiquitum, 2289 nucleotides. RefSeq lists its product as uncharacterized. Gene Ontology annotation, cellular component: nucleolus; preribosome, small subunit precursor; 90S preribosome. NCBI's taxonomy places the organism in Eukaryota, Apicomplexa, Conoidasida, Eucoccidiorida, Cryptosporidiidae. The transcript has a single exon. The coding region runs from base 1 to 2289 and encodes 762 amino acids. Gene Ontology annotation, biological process: endonucleolytic cleavage to generate mature 5'-end of SSU-rRNA from (SSU-rRNA, 5.8S rRNA, LSU-rRNA); endonucleolytic cleavage in 5'-ETS of tricistronic rRNA transcript (SSU-rRNA, 5.8S rRNA, LSU-rRNA); ribosomal small subunit export from nucleus. Gene Ontology annotation, molecular function: RNA binding. The record is from RefSeq and is a predicted model, not a curated record.